Molecule: messenger RNA, 882 nt
Organism: Fomitopsis serialis
Lineage: Eukaryota; Fungi; Basidiomycota; Agaricomycetes; Polyporales; Fomitopsidaceae
Product: ribosomal protein L4 domain-containing protein
Exons: 3
Coding region: 1-882 (293 amino acids)
Biological process (GO): translation
Cellular component (GO): ribosome
Molecular function (GO): structural constituent of ribosome
Source: RefSeq, a predicted model, not a curated record
AUGCUGUCUGUAAUCCGGCGUGCGCUGGGCCAGACCGCUCAGCGGGCAUGCCGUCGAUUGUCCACGGUCACAACGGUGGAACCAUUGACCGAUUCAUCUUUGGCCGUUGACGUCGAGGAGUCGUCUACGCAGGUCCUCAAGAAUGCGUUGCAAACGACGGAGCUGGCAUCGCCGUCGGCGGUCAACCCGUUUGUACCGCCUGUAUACUUGACUAUGUCGUCCCUCCUUCGGCCAACUGAAGAUGCUCCUCCUACGUCACAGAACGUCGUAGAACUCGAUCCAACCGUCUUUGGACACCCUAUACGACGGGACAUCCUGCAUCUGUGUGUCGUUCACUACCUGGACUCCCUUCGGCAAGGGACAGCAUCUACGAAGACGCGUGGCGAAGUACGUGGCUCCGGUGCCAAAAUUCGACCACAGAAGGGUUCAGGGCGAGCUCGACUUGGAGAUGGCCAGAGUCCGAUGUUGCGAGGCGGAGGAGUCGCGUUCGGACCGAAGCCACGAGACUUCGCGACGAAGUUGAACAGGAAGGUCAUCCAGAUGGGGAUGCGUGUCGCACUGAGUGCACGUGUGAAGGAGAACUCCCUGGGUAUCGUGGAGAGCCUGGAGUGGCCUUCAGGGAAGACCAAAGACCUGGCGAAGCGGAUUGACGAGCUUGGGUGGAGGAAGACGCUGUUUGUAUCUGGGUUGGAUACGGUGCCGGAGGGGCUCAUCAGGGCGAGCAACAACAUCCACAAGGUGGAGGCUGCGACCGCGAAGGACGUGAAUGUGUACGACGUGGUCAAGUGGGACAGGGUGAUUCUCGACUUGGCUGCUGUCGAAUGGUUCGAACGUGCGCUUAGCAAAACGGUCGCGGCUCCUCCGCGGGUGUACGACGUAUAG